Messenger RNA from Paramecium primaurelia, 2342 nucleotides. Lineage: Eukaryota; Ciliophora; Oligohymenophorea; Peniculida; Parameciidae. The record is from the annotation of a GenBank genome assembly.
AUGCCUAGUUUGUAAAAUAGCAUUUUGAAUCACACUGAUUAAAUUAUUUUAGAUGAUUGUGUAUUUGAAUUUUAAAAGUAUUUGGAGAAAGUAAUUCCAAAUUAUUUUUCAGUCUCCAAAACAAAACAAUUUGUUUUUAAGGAUUAAAUGAUAACAAAUGUGAUAAGUACAUAUUUAGAUUAUUUAUAAAAGCUUCACUUUAAAAUUUGACAAACCAGUCAGAUUUUUUAAAACCUUAUGACAAAGAAAUAACAAUGACAACCCUAAAUAAAUUAUAUAAAAUAGUAUAAGAAAUAUCAGAGCAUGAAAAAAUUCGAGUUUUGAUAAAUCAAACUAUUUUGAAUAUAGAAAGAGAUACGAGAAGAUAAUUAUAGGAUUUAUAAGAUUUAUAUUAAUUACUAUUCUAGUCUAAAUCUUGUGGUAAAAUGAUGCUAUUAAAAUAAUUUGAUUAAUAUGUAAGAAAAUUGGAAUAAUAUACUUAUUUUUGGGAAAACCUAAUUUUAUUAGAAAAUUAGGAAAAAACUAUCAAAAUUGAAAAAAAAUCUUUGGUUUAGGAAACAGAUAUACUCAAUAAAAUUGAACUUUGGAAAAUGAUUCUCAUUCAAGAAAGAAAUAAAACUUCAUCUUCUAAAGCUUCCUCGUUAAUUUUAGAGCAAUAAAAAAUCAUUUAAACUUAAUCUCUAUAAUAAAAAAAUAUCCUCAAAGCUUUGUAAUAGUAUUGUGGAUUAGGACUUUAAAAGAACUAAUUAUAAUCAAUCUAAUUAUUUGAAGAUCUAGCAAAAUAGAGCAAUCCUUUAGCUAAUGCCAUUUUAGGUUAAUUAAUCUUAGAAGGUCAAAUAUGUGUAGGAAAUUAUGAAAAAGUAAAAAUACCUUAAAGAUUAUUUAAAUAGGCCUAUGAAUACUUUUCAGAGAGUGCUGACUAAAACUGUCCAAUAGGAAUUUAUUUUAUGUCAAAAUUAAUAUUAGUAAUGAUAUUAGGUAAACUAUAUUAGGAAGACAAAGUCCAGAAUAAAGUAUUUGGAGAGGCCUAAAAAUCUAGUAGUAAAUUCAAUAAUACAAACAAUUCUAGGAUAGAUGAAUGUUAAUUUGCAAUUUCUAUGCUAAAAAUAGCUUCCGAGGCAGGAAAUGUGGAAUCUAUGAUAUAUUUAGGGGACCUAUAUUCAUAGGGAUACAAAUUGGAUGAUUGUAUAUAAAUUAAAUAUUUGAAGUUAUUUUUGAAAAAGAUUACUCAACAGCUGAGAUCUAUUUCAAAGAGGCUAAUAAAAAAGAUAGUAUAGAAGCCAAGUAUAAACUUGCUAAACUUUAUUAAAAGAUGUACAAAGUUCCCAUUUAUAAAGUAUAAUUUUAUGUUCAAUAUUUUAUAGAAUAGGGUUCAAUUAGUCUAUCCAUUGUUAUUGGAGGCUAAAAAUAAUGAUUACUUGCCAGCUUAUUAUGAUUUGGGCAAACUAUUAAUUGAAGGUAUGAAGGAUGAUUUUAAGCCUAAUUAAAUAAUGGCAGAAUUAAUUUUGGAAUAAGGAGCAAUGAAGGGUAAUUAAGAUUGUGCUAGACUUAUUCUAGAAAUCAAAUAUAAUAAAUUAGUUAAUAAUAAAAUUAACCUAUAAGAAUUUCUAUAAUUAUUGGAUUAAUUAGAUUAAAUCUAGAAUAAAGUUGAAAAUUUAACAUUUUAUUAUAGAGGGAUAAUAUUAUCAAAUGGAUUGUAAAAUGAAAGUAAUUCUUAAGUUGCUAACUAAUUAUUUAAGUAUUUAAUAUGGAAUAUAAACUAGUUUAGGAUCUAAUUUAGGAUGUAGUAAGUGUAAAUAAGAAUUGAAUCAAGGUUAGAAAAAAGAUUUAAAUUUAAAGAAGGAAGGAUUAGAAUAAUAAGAAAAACAGGAAAGAUUUUAAUCAAAUCUCGGUUUUGUUUAAUAGUUUAAAUAAAGUGAUUGGAGAUUAAGAUUUAGAAAAUAGAGUAUAUUUUCCAAUCCAUAUAAUGUUUCAUAAAUAGAAAAUGAUCAAUCAACAAUGUACAUUUAAUAUAAUUUUGAUAUUUUAGAUAAGCUAGAAUGACAGCCAGUAUUAUUAAAACAAUAGAUACAAAUGAUGCGGAGAAUAAGAGGAAAAGAGUUAUAUCUGAUUAUACAGGAUUUUCUAAGCAAUAACCUUCAGAUUAAAGCAUAUUGUUGUCUAAUUUGAGAUUGAAUCCAUAUGAUUAGCAAUAAAUGAAUUCAAACCAUUAAAUUUAAGAGGAAAAGUAGAAAAAAUUAUCGUUUCUUACAAAAAAAGAAAAGCCAAAGUUUUUGAGACAUUUAAGUUAACACGCAAUCCAUUCUUAAUCAUAAAAUUUACUAAAUUUAUAAAAUGAAUGA